Apodemus sylvaticus (European woodmouse) is the source of this 4545-nucleotide messenger RNA. RefSeq names its product X-prolyl aminopeptidase 3 (gene Xpnpep3). The transcript has 10 exons. Gene Ontology annotation, molecular function: metalloaminopeptidase activity; manganese ion binding. Gene Ontology annotation, cellular component: mitochondrion. The record is from RefSeq and is a predicted model, not a curated record. NCBI's taxonomy places the organism in Eukaryota, Metazoa, Chordata, Mammalia, Rodentia, Muridae. Bases 76 to 1596 code for a protein of 506 amino acids.
UCCUGGCGACGCGGGUGUGCUAGUGGCUUUCUGCACGAUUUGUACUUUCUCUUCCUGACCAGUGGGGUGCUGGCAAUGCCGUCUCUGCUCUCAACCCCCAAGCUGGUUCCCGUAAUAGCAAGGCUCCGCGGCCUCUCAGGAUGCAUGUCCUGUUCACAGCGAAGGUACUCCCCCCAGCCUGUGCCGGUGAAGAAGAUCCCAAACCGGUACUUAGGCCAGCCCAGCCCGGUUACACAUCCACACCUCCUCAGACCAGGAGAGGUGACACCAGGACUAUCUCAGGUGGAAUAUGCACUUCGAAGACAUAAACUUAUGGCUCUGGUCCACAAAGAAGCAGAAGGGCACAGUGGGACAGACCACACCGUGGUGGUACUCUCUAACCCUACUUACUAUAUGAGCAAUGACAUCCCCUACACAUUCCAUCAGGACAACAACUUCCUUUAUCUCUGCGGAUUCCAAGAGCCUGAUAGCAUUCUGGUCCUUCAGAGCUUCUCUGGGAAGCAGUUACCAUCCCAUAAGGCCAUGCUUUUUGUGCCUCGGAGAGAUCCUGGCCGAGAAUUGUGGGAUGGCCCUCGAUCUGGCACAGAUGGAGCAAUAGCCUUAACUGGAGUGGAUGAAGCCUACCCACUGGAGGAAUUCCAACACCUGCUCCCGAAACUGAGAGCUGAGACGAACAUGGUUUGGUAUGACUGGAUGAAGCCUUCUCAUGCGCAGCUUCACUCUGACUACAUGCAGCCUCUAACUGAAGCCAAAGCCAGGGGCAAGAACAAGGUCCGGAGUGUCCAGCAGCUGAUCCAGCGCCUCCGGCUGGUUAAGUCUCCUGCAGAAAUCAAGAGAAUGCAAAUUGCUGGGAAGCUGACAUCAGAGGCUUUCAUAGAGACCAUGUUUGCCAGUAAAGCCCCGGUUGACGAAGCCUUUCUGUAUGCAAAGUUUGAAUUUGAGUGCCGUGCCCGAGGUGCUGACAUCUUAGCCUACCCACCUGUGGUUGCAGGCGGUAAUCGCUCCAACACUUUGCACUAUGUGAAGAAUAAUCAGCUCAUCAAGGAUGGUGAAAUGGUGCUUCUUGAUGGAGGUUGUGAGUCUUCCUGCUAUGUGAGUGACAUCACUAGGACAUGGCCUGUCAAUGGCAGGUUCACCGCACCUCAGGCAGAGCUCUAUGAAGCUGUUCUAGAAAUCCAAAGAGCUUGUUUGACGCUGUGCUCCCCUGGGAUGAGCUUGGAGAACAUCUACAGCAUGAUGCUGACACUAAUGGGACAGAAGCUCAAGGAUCUGGGAAUCACAAAGACCAGCAAGGAAAGCGCCUUCAAGGCUGCUCGAAAAUACUGCCCUCAUCAUGUUGGCCAUUACCUCGGGAUGGAUGUCCAUGACACUCCAGACAUGCCUCGUUCACUCCCUCUGCAGCCUGGUAUGGUGAUCACAGUUGAACCAGGCAUUUAUAUUCCAGAGGAUGACAGAGAUGCCCCAGAGAAGUUUCGGGGUCUCGGAGUUCGGAUUGAGGAUGAUGUAGUGGUGACUCAGGACUCACCUCUUAUCCUUUCUGCAGAUUGUCCCAAAGAGAUGAAUGACAUUGAACAGAUCUGCAGCAGGACCUCUUGACCACCACUCUGGCACACAUGCAGCACAGGUCCAAGACUGGCAUCCCUGCCUAUGCAACCAGUCAGUGUCUGUCGGGGACUAGAUACAGCUUCUAUGAGAACUGCACAGCCAAAUGAACAGGGACAUUUUCAUGUUAGUAGAUGCAAAUCUGGAACCGUGGACUCUGGAAUAAUCUGUUACUAGGACUUUAAUGACAAUUCUGAGAAGUUAAUGGUCAGAAAGUUUAACAUGUGAAUGUAAAGUAAGGGCUUGGUUCUAUGUGCCCCUGCACACCAGCUAACACAUUUCAACAGAAAACUCUUCAUCCCUUUCUGCACUCUGAGAUCCACUUCACAUCCUAAGAUGCUUGUGUGGGGCCUGCAUGUUUGCUAAAGGCUACCUGUUAGUGUUUGAGGUGGCCAAUACUUAACUUGCCGUGCCCUCGGCCUCCUGGUCCAGGUUCUCCACACCCACUGGAAUCUCUCGGGCCUCAGGGAACACAGGUGUCCUGCUGGGUUCUAUUCAGCCGGAAUACAGCCACACAACCAGCCAACAGGAAGGAGUCUUGCAUUGGAUCAUUCUUGCCAUUUGAUGGCACAGGACAUGGAAGUGUCUAGGUUCUUCUAGUGAAGAAAAUGAAAGAAAAAAGUAUCUGUGUGUCUCCACAGAUCCAGACCUUGAGCUCUGUUUUCUUCAAUUUAAAGGAGAUUGUUCAAAUGUUCACCUUCCUCUCUUUCAUAGGUUCUUUUCUUAGGCAAAAUUGUCACUAUGUGCCUCAGGUCCUUCAUAGGUUGCUGUGAUUUAUGACAGGAUCCUGUAUAGCCCAGGCUGGCCUCAAACUCAAUACACAGUUAUUGCUGGCCUCAGAUUAUUGGUCUCCCUGCCCGUGCCCAGCUCACCUUUACAGGUGUGUGUGUUUGGUUGGUUGGCAUCUCUGUAGCCCUGACUGUCCUGGAACUCAAUCUGUUGACCAGAUUGGCUUCAAACUCAGAGAUCUGCCUCCAUCUGCCUCCCUAAAGGUUGGGAUUAAAAGCAUUAUCUACCACCAUUCAGUUCUUCAUAGGUUCUUUUUUUUUUUCUUUUUUCUUUUUUUUCCCCUGAGACAGGGUUUCUCUGUGUAGCCCAGGCUGUCCUAGAACUCACCCUGUAGACCAGGCUAGCCUCAAACUCAGAAAUCUGCCUGCCUCUGCCUCCCAAAUGCUGGGAUUAAAGGCCUCAAUCCUUGGGGACCAGUGAAAUUACCUGAGAGCAACUUCCCAGUAAACCUCCCUUUAAUUUAAAAAAAAAAAAAAAGAGCAUGAUGAACUCAGUAUGGGCAUAGUGGCUAGUGCCUGUAAUUCCGCAUUCUGACUGCAGUGACAGGAAUAUGGUCAUAAGGUCAAGACCCAGACCAGUCUGGUCUACAUAACAAGUCACAAGCCACCCAUGGCUAUGUGAUGACCAUAUCUAAAAAUUAAAACAAAACAGAAAGUACUACAACUUUGUGUUAGAUAUCUGUCCUACCAAUAAAGUUAAAUAUAUGGAAUGCACUCAGUAGUUGUGACUACCCUCUGGUCCACCUCUUACUCUAAUACUAGGGAUGGCAUGGCCAGGCAGUGGCAGAGUCAUGAUCCUUUCCUUAAACGCGGCUUCAGGUUCGGUUGUACAACCCAGAUUGCAAGGUGAACAAGUCGUGCCAGAUUAAUACAAACGGUUCAGUCACCAGCUUGGCUGAGCCGGGCACAGUCCUUAGCACUUGAAGCAGGCAGAUCUCUAAGUUCAAAGCCAGCCUGAUCUACAGAUCGAGGUCCAGAACAGCCAGGGCUACACAGAGAAACCCUGUCUCAAAAAUAAAAUAAGCUUAUGUGAUAGAGGGAAGCCCUAAUUAAGAGCUAGUGUACUGACUCCUUUUAAAUCUGAGUAUGUGUAGGCCCAUGAUAAAACAUGUCAAUUGUUACAGCAUAAACUCAAGGAUUUUGUGGGAUCCACCCCUACCUCUCAUAUUUCUGUUAGGGAAGUGCAAGCUAGACCAUUAGCAAGCAGUCCCUGCAGUGCAGGUGACUGACACAUCCUAAGAAAAUUCUUCACAGUACCCCUAGAAACCAGCAGGGGACAAAGGUAGUGUGAGAACUAAACAUUAGGACACAAAUGGCCCUCUGACUACUCAUCCACAAGGCCUUAUCAAUCUCUCCUGAGGGCAGUAGCACUGGAGGCUGCCCACCCAGUCUGUCCUUUCUACCUACCAUCCAUCUUCUGGGUCUCAGACCUAACCUACUUUCUAAAGGAAGAGUAAAUCCAUUACCAUGGCCUCUCACUUAGCCUGCUUCUGUGCUCAAACAGCCUUCCCUUGCAGUGACUUUCCUUUCUUUCUGUAAGUUGUCAUCUGUAGCUCUCACCUUUCUUGCUGAAAGUCUCGGUUGCUUUUAUGCAUAGCAGAGUUGGAGAGGAAACUGACUUCUGCUUACAUUACAGUCAAGUUCUGGAGAUGAUACUGAUGGUUAGGGUGGCUUUGAUGGAAUUCUGGUGAAUUUGGUCUAUGGUCCAACCUGCUACCCAUUGAGUCCUGGAUUAACCUUGGCAGCCAAGCAUUUCAGUUUGACUGUUAGAACCAUUCAGAAAACAAUGGAGAUGCCUCAACUGCAUCAGAUGUGUGGCCAGGCUGGUCUUGCUGGGACCAGCACUAGCACAUACUCACUGAGCAAGUAGUCACACAGAGUAACUUACUAUACAUCCUGUCUCUACAGUUAGUGUUUUGUGCAUGUGUGCUUCAGUCUUUCCUCUUAAAGUCUUUUUACCUUCUAUCUUGCCAUUUGGUGUUGGUAUUGGUUUGGUUUGGUUUGGCUUAUGAGACAGGGUCUCUCCUGGAACUCACUGUAUAGACCAGGCUAAUAUACUGAAAGAGACCCACCUGCCUCUGCCUCCCAAGUACUGAAGUUAAAGGCCUGUACCACCACUACCACCACAGCCAGCAACUUUUUUUUUUUUAAAUGA